This is a messenger RNA of Lotus japonicus, 2988 nucleotides long. Its product is annotated as putative pentatricopeptide repeat-containing protein At3g11460, mitochondrial. Gene Ontology annotation, molecular function: RNA binding; protein binding; zinc ion binding. Gene Ontology annotation, biological process: RNA modification. The transcript has a single exon. Lineage: Eukaryota; Viridiplantae; Streptophyta; Magnoliopsida; Fabales; Fabaceae. The coding region runs from base 95 to 2011 and encodes 638 amino acids. The record is from RefSeq and is a predicted model, not a curated record.
AAAAAUAUUCAUUUUUAUUCGCCCAUUUGUUUUUUUCAUCUAUAUUUCAUUUCUUCCUUAAACAAACCGAAAAUGAUCUAGUUGACGUGAAUUGAUGAGCAUCGUGCAACACCGUCCCCAGACGGCGGUGGCGCCGCCUGGUUCCGGCGAGCCGAAACGCCACCCUGUGAACCCAACGACGGCAUGGAACCUUCGCCUAAUGGAGCUAUCAAAGCAGCGGCAGUACAAGGAAGCCCUAUCCCUAUACCGCCACAUGCUCCGCUCCUCCUUCCUCCCCAACACCUUCACCUUCCCCUUUCUCCUCAAAUCCUGCGCCAUCCUCUCCCUCCCCCUCACCGGUUUCCAGCUCCACGCCCAUGUCAUCCGAACCGGGUCACAACCCGACCCGUACACCCGCUCCUCCCUCAUCUCCAUGUACUCCAAAUGCUCCCUCCCCUUCCUCGCUCGCAGAGUCUUCGACGAAACUCACAACCUCCCCAUCUCCUACAACGCCAUGAUCUCCGGCUACUCCCUCAACUCCAUGUUCGCCGACGCCGUUAGCCUCUUCCGCCGUAUGCGCCGCGAAGAUGGGUCGUCGACGGUUAAGUUCAACUUCAACUCCGUCACCAUGCUGGGUUUAGUUUCCGGUUGCAACCUCCCCAACCACUUACCCACCGGAACCUGCCUUCACGGUUGCGCGGUGACGUUCGGGUUGGACGCUGAUUUGGCUGUUAUGAAUAGUUUUCUUACAAUGUAUGUGAAAUGCGGCGAGGUUGAACUUGCGCGCCAACUGUUCGAUGAAAUGCUUGUGAGGGAUUUGAUCUCGUGGAACGCUAUGGUUUCCGGUUACGCGCAAAACGGGCACGCUGCGCGUGUUUUGGAGCUUUACCAUGAGAUGAAGCUGAGAAGGAUGAGUCCUGACCCGGUUACGCUUCUUGCGGUUCUGUCUUCUUGUGCAAACCUUGGCGCGCAGGUGGUUGGUGUUGAAGUGGAACGGAAGAUAGAGCAAUGCGGGUUCGGGUCUAAUCCAUUUUUAACUAAUGCAUUGAUUAAUAUGUAUGCUAGGUGUGGUAAUUUGGCUCGUGCUCGGGCUGUUUUUGAUGGCAUGGUUGACAAGAGUGUUGUGUCAUGGACAGCUAUUAUAGGUGGUUAUGGGAUACACGGGGAAGGGGAAAUCGCGGUGGAGCUUUUUGAUGAGAUGGUGAGGUCCGGCGUUAGGCCGGAUCGGACGGUUUUUGUGACUGUUCUUUCGGCUUGUAGUCAUGCAGGGUUGACUGAUAAGGGAUUACAUUAUUUUGAUGAGAUGGAAAGGAAGUAUGGUUUGCAGCCUGGCCCUGAGCACUACUCUUGCUUGGUCGAUCUUUUAGGCCGGGCAGGUAGGUUGAAGGAAGCUAUGGAUCUCAUAAAAUCUAUGAAAGUGAAACCUGAUGGUGCUGUUUGGGGGGCACUUCUUGGUGCUUGUAAGAUACAUAAAAAUGUAGAACUGGCAGAGCUGGCAUUUGAGCAUGUCAUUGAGCUUGAACCCACUAAUAUAGGUUACUAUGUUUUGUUGUCAAAUAUAUACUCUGAUGCUAAAAACUCAGAAGGUGUUUUGAGAGUUCGAGUCAUGAUGAGGGAAAGAAAGCUUAGAAAGGAUCCAGGAUGCAGCUAUGUAGAGUAUAAAGGAAAAGUGCAUGUUUUUUACUCUGGGGAUAGGAACCAUCCCCAAAUGAAGGAAAUAUACAGAAAGGUAGCUGAGUUGGAAAAUUCUGUGAUGGAGAUUCAUCGCCCAGAUGAGAAGUAUCGAGUGAGGAGUGAAGAACUCUUAAAUGGUAAUGGGGUGCACAGUGAGAGAUUGGCAAUUGCUUUUGCUCUCUUGAGCACUAGGCCUGGAACAGAGAUUACUAUCAUGAAAAACCUGAGAGUGUGUGUGGAUUGUCAUAUAUUUAUGAAGUUGGUAAGUAAGAUUGUCAAUCGUCAGUUUAUUAUCAGAGAUGCCACUCGAUUUCACCAUUUUAGAGAUGGAGUCUGUUCUUGCAAGGACUACUGGUGAAACCAAUACAGCUCUGUUUCUGAAACAUUGGACAUUGAUAGAGCACAAUGAUGUCUGACCCUACCCACCUAGUUGAUUGUCACUGUUGGUGAGUGUAGAGAGGCCUGCAUCCAUGUUGGCAAAUUCCUGAAAAUAUGGAUGACGCAGUCCUGUAGAGAAAAAUCAUUGAAUGCUCUCAGCUUGGGAAAGGAAGAGUGGCGACCAUAACACAGGGUUUGCAUUUUUUGCUGGAGGGUAAAGAGAUAAAGAAAAAGUCGAUUGCUUGGCAUAUAGCACAAUCAAUGCUGUGUCUGCAGAGAAUUGGUUAUGAUAUUCAGGGUUCAGUUUUAUGCAAUUUUCUGUAGAAAUUCUGGACCAGAAUUCACUCGGAUAUUUGGAAGCUGUCUUGUGGUCCACACCAUUCUUUUAAAUAGUAUCCUACAAAAGAGAGGGUGACCAACCUUUAUUCCCUAUUUCCCUUCACUCCAAAAAUUCCUCCUAUCCCUUGCCCAGCCUCCAAUUUUUCUCCACCCUGCCAACAAAUUAACUGGUCCAAUAUGUUGAAAAUACAAAAGUUCAUAGAAUUUUUUCCAGUUUAUAGCUGAGACUUCAGACUUCUAGCAAUCAGCACUAUCAUGGCACAACACAAGCAAACGUUUCUAAUAGGAAGUUUGCUUUUGACAGUUCUGUCAGCUAUGGUUUUUAUUCUUCAGUCUGUAGUCACUACUUAAUUGAUUCUUUUAUGUCCCCUUAUUUUUAUUUUACCCCAAAGGUGGAUUUGGGAAGGUAAGGGAUCAAAAGUAUCACCAGUUUCUUAUGGUUAGAGAUCAAGAAAUUCUAUGAGAAAUUAAAAACAAACUGUCUGGGUUUCUAUUAUUCUUGCAUUGUUCUUUUUCCCCCCAAGGGUUUUUCCUACUGGGUUUUUCCUUGGGUGGAUUUAAUGAGCUCUUCAUUAGCUCUCUAGCUACCAAAUCAGUUAAGGUUGUCUUUGUGUUGUU